CCCCAUGGUAACGGCAUGAUUAGCAACGCAGCAACACAAUGUUGAACACUGCCUACACGCUACAUGAAAUUUUGCCUACAUUGAUUUGCCAAUGACUAUGAUUACUCUACCUAUACGAUGCCAUGCCAACUCGGAUCGGACAAGGGCCUGGUUAUUCCGCGUCUGGACGCGAUCUCAAUCGUGUGCUACAAAUUCGCGCCGACUUCACCCUGCAUGUCUCACCGCAGCGACGCAGCGGCCACCUACCUCAUCAUGCAUUAUCCGAGAAAAUCCAGCUUCCUUCGGGAGCACGUCGGCUCGCCCGCUCGGCACCAGCGCCUGCGAAAUCAGCAGCGAAGCAAGCGAAUUCACAGCCGAUAGCACCGGUGUCCGUCACCGACAACCGCGCGUCGUUGACGUUGCGACGGCGACGCCCGCCGCCGCCGCGCUAGAGGCCUUCCUCGCGCUGAAGGACACUGCGUACGCGCGUCUGCGGCGCCUGUCGUGGGCGUACGCCGAGAACGAACGCAUGCUGUACGUGCAGACGGUCGUCAACUCGGACAUCGUCGUCGUCGCGGAGCCGGCCGCGCGCGGCGACGAGUGGCGCGCUCUGGGGGAGGUGGCGCGCGACGGCGCGCGCGCAUUCACGGACGACGAGCUCUCGGCCGCGCUGCACGCCGCCCUGCGGCUGCACGUCGCCCCCGACGACGACCUCGUCGCGACCCUGCUGCUCGCGUGCCUCGACCGGCUGGACGGGUUUGGCUGGCCGGCGCUGCGGCGCGUGUGCGAGAGCGCGAGCAUGCUGAAGAGGUGCGGAUUCCCCGUGCACUCGCGCAUCACCGCCUCGCUGCAGCGGCGCGUCGACGCCGGGCACACGCGCGACCUCACGCUGGAUUCCCUCGCCGGGAUCCUGCUCGACACCGGCUACUUCCUCUCCGAAGGCUUCCUCUCGCGCCUCCUCGCGAUCGCCGUGGCGAUGGUGGACCGCGACGCCGCGUCGAUGCGCGACAUGGCCGACCUUCUAGAGGGCGCCGCGCACUUCGCGCCGCGGGGCGCCGCCGCGCGGACACUGCUCGAGAAGAUGGCGCCGGCGUUGAUCGCAGGGUUGCCCGGCGCGAGCGCGCUCGAGACGGCGAAGGUGGCGCUGUACGCGCAGAUCGGGCGCGGCGCGCGUCACGGCGCGCUCGGCCGCGAGCUCGAGAACCGUCUCGCCGCGCACGCGCCCGAGUUCGAUGUCAUGCUGCUGAAGCACUGCGCGCGCUCGCUGUGGCGCGCCCGCGCCCCCGCGCCGCCGGCCGUCGUCGUCGCGAUCGCUCGCCGCGUCGUCGCGCGCUGGCCGGACGUCGCGGCGACGCUGUCGUGCCUGCGCAGCGUGCUGCGGCUGCUCGCGCGGCCGCCGUACCGCCUCCCGUGGCUCGAGAGCUUCCUGCGGGACGCGCUCGCGGACGAACUGCGGCGGCAGCGCGGCGCGUCGCCCCUCGCCGUCUCCGCGAUCGCCGCCUACCUCGCGCCGUCGUGUCACCGCGAUGACGCCACCGCGUCGCUCCUGCGCGAGCGCGUCGCCGCGAUGCGGCCGCAGCUUCGCCUCCCGCAGGUGCACGCCGUACUGCAGGGCUUCGUUCCGCGCGCGGACGUCCGCCGCCGUCGCCGUGGCGACGAGGACGACGACGCGCCGCUGGCGUCGAUGCGGAGAGAGCUUGUCGUCGAGGCGAUCGGCCGCUGCGGAGAGAUCGAGAACGCGCACGCGCUCAACUCGCACGUCGCGACCAUCGCCGCGCUUCUCCGCCCGGACGACUUUGCCGUUGCCGCGGCGACGCUGAUGCAGCAGUACCGGCGCCUGCUGCCGACGCUGCAGCCGCAGCAGGUCGCGCGCACCUGCUACCUCCUCGCCAGGCUCGGAUACCGCGAUUCCGUCGUCAUGGAGACGCUGACUCGUCACGUCGCCGGCGACGACGUCGAGGACGUCGACUUUGGCCGCGCGCUCGCGGUCAUGAAGAUGCUGGGGAAGUUCGGUUAUCAGCCUGAGAAGCUAGAUGCUCUGCUGAGGGUGGUCAUGAAGUUGUUUGAGAACGACGACGGCUCCAUCUCUGCGAUGGACCAUCUGCAGUUGGCGAACGCCCUCACCGAGCUCAACCUCUUCCCCGAAGUGCUGGCAAGGAAGAUCUUCAGCCUGCCGUUUGUCAUGGAGGUUGACAAGCAUUGUGAAAGUGUUGGGAUUCGGCAGAAGUCGAGCGAAAUCCUGCAGCGGACUCUGAUGAAGCUGAACCGGUGUGUGGUGCUGGACUUUCCACAGUAUGCCGUACCGUGGUUCCACGAUCUUUACUGCCAGUACUACCUGCCCAUGCACGAGCCCAGGAGGCCACUGAAGCUGGAGGUAGAACAUGUGUUGGCAGAGGCCCUUGGUGGUGUCCAGUUCUACAGAGCCAACACGACCUCACAGUAUUACCACAGGAUAGAUUUCGAGUUUGUCCUGGACGGAAAAGGACAGCCGAUGCCCGUCGAACAUCUGAUCCCGAGAUCGAACGCGGCAGCGCUGUGGGCGAGCGGGGAGGACGCCGUGCUGCUGCCGCCAGACGCGCAAAGGGUUGCCAUGAACGUGACGUCGCCAGCACAGUACUGCUCCAACGAGAACCGUCUGCUCGCGCAGGGCGUGAUGAAGUGGCGCCACCUGGAGAUGCUCGGCUACAGAGUCGUGCAGGUGUCGCACUUUGAGUGGAACUCGAUGUCGCUGUGUGAUCCAGUGGAGAAGGCGCGCUACUUGAGGAGGAAGGUCUUUGCUCGUGCUCGCAAGGAGCGCCCAUGAACUUCGACGCGGCCCUUUCAGGUCUGUAGCCAGGAUUGGCUUAGAGGGGGGUCCAAAUCAGAGGUGUGCAGGUGACUGCGAGCGCCGAAGAUGCGAAACGAUGUUAGGGGGGCCGCGGGCAUAACCCACCGGGAAAAUUUCGAAAAUAUGCUUUAGAAAGGUGCAUUCUGGUGCAUUUUAACAGUUUUCUUCCAGUCCCGUUGGAUUCGACUUAGGCGAGGUUGACUGUAAACCCUGGAACCUCCUCUGGGUACGGGACUGCCUUUCUUCGGCCGACCGCGCGCAGCGACCUGUGUCCAUUAAGGGCGUCGUCUUCCUUGCGAACGUGACAUGACAUUCGGAAUUUUUUUUUUAUAUGUCAUUGGUGCCAUCGUCACCUAUAACUUCCGUAAACUUCCGAACGAACCCGACUGGAGAAUGUUUUUAUUAUAAUUAAUUAGCGCUAAUGAUGUCGACAUUUUGCUCAGGUUGAUGCGAUUCGUUGCAAAGGCCGAUGUAUAUAAUCGUAAUCGUCACGAUUUCGUCGAGUGUAAAAUGUGUCUAGGUAGCUUUUCCAUCGUGUCAACCGUGUCCUUUCGUAUUAAUUAACUAAUUAAAUUUAAAGGUCGAAUUUUUUAUGUGUUUUAUGUGAUGUAAGUGAUGUAAGUGAUGUAA
Priapulus caudatus is the source of this 3436-nucleotide messenger RNA. RefSeq lists its product as uncharacterized. The coding region runs from base 92 to 2782 and encodes 896 amino acids. The transcript is spliced from 9 exons. Gene Ontology annotation, cellular component: ribonucleoprotein granule; mitochondrial matrix. The record is from RefSeq and is a predicted model, not a curated record. NCBI's taxonomy places the organism in Eukaryota, Metazoa, Priapulida, Priapulimorpha, Priapulimorphida, Priapulidae. Gene Ontology annotation, biological process: mitochondrial RNA processing; regulation of mitochondrial mRNA stability. Gene Ontology annotation, molecular function: RNA binding.